AUGCCAGUUCUAGACAAGAAUUCUCCAAAUGAUGUAACCACUUCUUCUUUCCUUCCCCAAACAGAUGAAUUUCCAAACUCUCACGUGGCUCCUGGAAAUUUCACCCGGGUCACUGAGUUUAUCCUCACAGGUGUCUCAGACUGUCCAGAACUCCAGAUUCCACUCUUCUUUGUUUUCCUGGUCAUCUAUGGACUGACUGUGGUGGGGAACCUGAUCAUCAUCACUCUCACUAUUGUUGACUCUCGACUUCAGACCCCUAUGUAUUAUUUCCUCCGACAUUUGGCUAUGAUAAAUUUUGGCAAUUCUACUGUUAUUGCCUCUAAAAGGCUGAUAAAUUUUUUCGUAAAGAAGAAAACCAUCUUCUACUAUGAAUGUGCCACCCAACUGGGGGUGUUCUUGGUUUUCAUUGUAGCUGAAGUCUUCAUGUUAGCUGUGAUGGCCUACGACUGCUAUGUGGCCAUCUGCAAUCCCCUGCUCUACAUGGUAGUUGUAUCUCAGCGGGUCUGCUUUCUCCUGGUAUCCCUCACGUACCUUUAUAGCUUUUCCACAGCUGUGGUGGCUUCAUCUGCUGUAUUCUCUAUGUCUUACUGCUCUUCCAAUGUAAUUAAUCAUUUUUUCUGCAACAUUGUUGGUGUAAUAGCAUUGUCCUGCUCUGAUACCUACUUUCCAGAAACAUCAGAUUUUAUAUCCGCAAAAUUUAUAUUGAAUUUUUUUCUAUUUCAAUUGAUGCAAUUUAUGCAACUUUUUUUAUGA
Molecule: messenger RNA, 753 nt
Organism: Equus quagga
Lineage: Eukaryota; Metazoa; Chordata; Mammalia; Perissodactyla; Equidae
Product: olfactory receptor 8J1-like
Exons: 1
Coding region: 1-753 (250 amino acids)
Biological process (GO): G protein-coupled receptor signaling pathway; sensory perception of smell
Cellular component (GO): membrane
Molecular function (GO): olfactory receptor activity; odorant binding
Source: RefSeq, a predicted model, not a curated record